UGUGUGUGUAAAAAAAACAAAAUACCUGUAUUAUUCAAGUCAUCAUGAUAAUCAAUGUCUGAAGUUGGUAAGAGGUAGCCAAUUUCUGAAUUUUCCUACCAAAGAACUCUAUCUUGCUCCUUCUGACAUUAAUAAUUCCAAUCAUCCAUUAAGAAAAAUGUAAGAAAAAACAUUCAAAAUAUUGAUAAAAGAAAAGAAAAGAGAAAACGAAAUUGUAUUAGAGAAUUAUGGAAUAUUACAACACGUUAGCGAAUACCAUCUAACCCCAUUCUACAAUUACAAAUACCAAACACAUAAACAAAAUAUAAAUCAAAACACAAAAUAACCAGAAAAUCAAACCCCAAAAACUCCCACAACUUAACACAAAAAAAAUAAUAAAUGAUGCAAAUACACAGUAACCUAACCCGUAUAUAAUAGAGUCGAGUCGCGUCCCGUGUGAUAGUAAGGAAGUAACACAUUUUAAGGAGAAGAUUUAAACAUGAGCAGCAGCAAAAGCACCGAGCAGUUGACGGACGCGGUCGUGAGCGCCGCCUUGGCCUCCGACAAGGGCCCGACUGUCAAGCUCUCAUCCUGGAGCAGCGAGAGCAUGACGUCGCUGGCGGACGGGGCCACCUCCGACAUCCAGAGGCUCCAGGUGACGUACUUCGACGCGGACGGGCACGAGCACAGCGUGUCGUAUGUGGCAAAGCUGCUCCGGUCGAGGGAGGAAUUCUUCAACAUGAUCCACGCCAAGGAGUGCAGCUUCUACUCCGACGUCGUGCCAGCCGUCAACGCUGUCCUGCGGGAUAUCGGCCAGGGCGAGCUGAGCGUCCCCAGGUGCUUGUUCCAGUGCACGGAGGGCGGCCGCGAGGUCGUGGUCUUGGAGAACCUGAAGGAACUCGGUUAUGAGAUAAGAGACAAGACGGAGGGGAUCGACGCGGCCCACACGGUCUUGGUACUCAAGGAGCUCGCCAAGCUGCACGCAGCCUCGGUCCUCAUGCAGGAGAAGAGUCCACUGGAGGAUGUCAGAGACCGGUUCGCUUGCCUGCAGAAGGAAUGGACCAAGGAGUUCAAUGUCGGAUGCAACUUCGAGCAGUUCAUCGGGAGUUACCUAGAGCGCAGUGUGGCAAUGUUCGAGAAGAUCGGAGGCUGCAACACGGUCGUGGAGUGGAUCAAGAAGAUCAAGCCGAGAGCAAUGCAGAUGUACAAUGAGCAGAUCAAACAGGCGCCGCCCUUCGCCGCUAUUUGCCACGCAGAUCCUCACAUCAAUAACUUCUUCUUUAAGUACGACGAGGCCAGGAACCCCAUUGCCGUGAAGCUCUUCGACUUCCAGGGUUGUCGCAAAUCCUCCGUCGCCAACGACCUCCAGCACCUAUUUAACAUGAACCUGACGGGCCCCGUGCGACGCCCCAACUUGGAUUACUUCCUCAGGACCUACUACGCCUCCUUCGCCGGGAUUCUUGAAGCAGGAGGAUCGAGGGCCCCCUUCACCCUAGAUGAGCUGACGAAGGAGUACCAGGACAAAGGCUUUUACGGGUUAUUGUAUUGUCUUCUCUGGAUCCCAAAUAUGGUGCGUCGACCCGAGGACUCCAUCGACAUCAUCGAGAGGAGCGAGGACGCCAUCGACAUCGAGACGAGGAACGUCUUGAAAAUGGUGGACACGAACCCGCUGCUGAAGCCCAGGAUGCUCUCCAUCGUUGAGGAGUGGACCGAGCGGGGCGUCAUCUCCUAGGGACGCCCUCUCGAACGACCUUUCUGGAAGACCCUUUGUAACGACCUUUUAGAACAUUUGUUUGUUUU
Molecule: messenger RNA, 1779 nt
Organism: Penaeus chinensis
Lineage: Eukaryota; Metazoa; Arthropoda; Malacostraca; Decapoda; Penaeidae
Exons: 3
Coding region: 479-1711 (410 amino acids)
Source: RefSeq, a predicted model, not a curated record